CAUGAGCAGACGGCGUAGCGCCGCAAACUUGUGCAGAGGUGUGCUCAUAUCUCUAUGGGCGCUCCUGGCAGCGGGCCAGGGCUCGCCGUCUCACGUAGUCAGCUCUUUCAACAAUCUCCCUGCGCGUCUACUAUUCUUCGACGACACGGAGACCGCAAUUUAUCAUGAUUCGAUGGAGGGAAACAUCUAUGUAUCUCAAGACGAGGGCAAGAACUGGAAGCGUGCUGAAGGAAUACCGUCCGGCAAAGCUGCCAUGUUCUUUGAGCAUCCUGUCGACAAUCGAUUGGGGUUUGUGCUUACAGACGGCAAGACUCACUACCGAACAGAGGAUCGAGGACGAACGUGGCGACCAUUCGAUGUUCCAAUGGAACCUGCCCUCACACCCGCCCCACUCUCUUUUCACUCAGACCCAGCGAAAUACGGAUAUAUCCUCUAUCAGGGUACUAUUUGUGACCGUAGAGGAUGGGGAGCUUCGUGCCACGACGAGACAUACUACACGAAAGAGGCGUUCAGUGAUGAUGUGAAGCUUCUCAAGAAGGACACUGCAAGAUGCCAGUUCGCACAUAGCUCGAAAGAGUUCAAGCACGAAGCACCUUCGGACCUAGUUUUCUGCGUCGGAUACGACAGCGGCUCGCACGACCUGGCGUCGAGUCGGUUCUUCUCAAGCAGCGACUUUGAGAACUGGAAGAUGGAGGACUUUGGGAUUGGGAAGAACGCGAGGGGUGUGAUUGCGUUCGCCAUCGUGUCCAAAUACGCUGUUGUGGCUAUGAAGGACCUGAGUGCAGGCCCCAACGGCGACUUGCACCUCUAUGUGUCCGUCGACUCGCAGACAUGGGCGCGAGCUCAUUUCCCACAUGCCACUUCUGCCCGACUUCGCGAAAACGCAUACACCAUGCUCGAAUCGACGACGCAUUCAUUGGCUGUUGACGUGGUCCUCCAAGACAAGAGCCCGAUUGGCACCCUCUUUGUCAGCAACUCCAAUGGCACGUACUUCGUUGAAAGCCUGAAGGACACAAACCGCAACGACUUCGGGUAUGUCGACUACGAACGCAUUUAUGGGAUUGAGGGCAUUGGUGUGGCAAACGUCGUGGCGAAUGCACAGGAUGUCGAGAGGCGAGGAGAGCGCAAGAGGAUCAAGUCUGCCAUCACAUUUGACGACGGCAGCUCCUGGUCGCCCAUCAAACCUCCAGAGCAAGACGUAGAGGGCGAACGCACCUCUUGCGACACUCGAGACCCAGAGACGUGCUCUCUUCACCUCUUCUCCGUCACAACACCGCACAAUUUCGGACGCAUCUUUUCUUCGCCUGCUCCGGGCUUCGUCAUGGGCGUUGGGCACGUGGGAGAGAAUCUGUGGGUGUAUGAUGAGAGUGACACAUUCCUCAGCACAGACGCGGGCUUGACGUGGCGGAUGGUUGCCAAAGGAGCACACAAAUACGAGUUCGGAGAUUUGGGUAGCAUUCUGGUCAUCGUGGACGACGAAGAGGCUACCGAUCAUGUCAAAUACUCUUUGGACCUGGGCAAGACUUGGACUAAAUACGACUUCGGUAUCAAACUCCGUGCUCGUGGCUUGACCACCCUACCAGAUUCGACGUCGCAAAAGUUCCUCCUCCUCGGUCAGGUCUCGAAGAAAGACCAAAAGAAGGACAUCGGACGUGUCGUUGUUGUGCAUCUCGACUUUUCAAAGACCCGUGGGCGCAAGUGCAGCGAGAACGACUUUGAGAAGUGGUAUGCGCGGCAGGAGACCUCAGAGUGCUUGAUGGGGCACAUGCAAUGGUACAAACGGAGAAAACCCGAGGCCAACUGCUAUGUUGGCGAAAAGUUCAAAGAUCCAGUCGUGCAUGAGGACAACUGCAAGUGUACCGAGCUUGACUAUGAGUGCGACUUCAACUACGUACGCAAGGGCGACAAAUGUGACCCUGUUGGACCCGAAUCCAUCCCUGCUGGCGUCUGUUCGCGGCCUGACGGCACCUACCUCGGCUCUUCCGGGUAUCGCAAGAUAUCAGGAAAUACUUGUGUGGACGGUGUCAAGAAAGACGAGAAGGUUGAGAAACCAUGCUCGCAAGCUCAACCAGCCGAAGGAGAAGUUAUUCAUAAGAAAUUCUCAUUCAAUGGCCAGAUCGUGCAGCACUCUUACUUUAAGAACUCACAGACUAUUCUUGUGCGUUUGAACGAUGGCUCGAUGUGGCAAUCCAGCAAUGAAGGAUAUCUCUGGGAUCCAAUCCUUAAAGACCAACGUUUCCUCGUCUUCUAUCACCAUAAAUACUCCGACGACCGCGCAUUCCUCAUCACCGACACCGACACCUACUAUUACACCACCGACACUGGACGAAACUGGCACCCGGCCAAGGCCCCCACCCCGCCUAACUCCUUCGGCGCACAGGUGUUGCGUUUCCACCCGAUUUCCGACUACCUCAUCUGGACAGGCAACCGUGACUGUCAUGCCGCCACUUGUCGAGCAGAGGCUCAGUACAGUCGAGACAAUGGAAGACACUGGUCGAUGAUCGAUGAUUAUGUCCGAAACUGUGCCUUCGCAAAGGACUCGGAGAUCAAUGCAGACCCGAGCGAGAUCAUCUGCGAGUCGUAUAGGGACAAGAAGGGCAACCAAAGAUACUUCACUGCGGCAAACCCACUUGAGCUCGUGGUCGGUUCGAACUUUUAUGACACCAAGAGGAAGUUGUUCAACUCCGUCGUUGGUUUCGCCAAGUUUUCCGAGUUUUUGGUUGUUGCGGAGAUGAUUCCGGAGAAGAAGUCGCUCGAGCUCGAAGUUUCGCUCGAUGGUCAACACUUUGCGACGGGUCAAUUCCCACCUAGCAUGCACCCGGAGACUCAGGCCUACACCAUUCUCGAGUCUAACACCAAAUCUCUCUUCCUACACAUGACCAUGUCGGAGCCACCAGCACCUUACUGGGGCACUAUUCUCAAAUCAAACUCCAACGGAACGUACUUCGGUAUUUCCAUCGACAAUGUCAACAGGAACGAAUACGGCUUUGUCGACUUCGAGAAGAUGAUUGGGCUCGAUGGCAUAGCGCUGAUUAACAUCGUUUCUAACGCAGAUGAGGCCGUCAUCUCCGGGAAAAAGAAACUCCAGAGCAGGAUAACACAUAACGAUGGAAGCACCUGGACAGCUCUCAACCCGCCGCCUACGGAUUCGCUCGGCAACAAGUACGAAUGUCAAGGAACGAAGUGCCAAUUGCACGUUCAUGGCUACACGGAGCGACGAGAUCCUAGAGCUACAUUCAGCAGCCCGUCUGUUGUUGGGCUUGUGAUGGCAGUCGGAAACGUUGGCGAGAAUCUUGCUCCGUAUACGGACAGCGACACAUUCUUGAGUCGCGAUGGCGGUUUCACGUGGGAGGAAGUGCACAAGGAUGCUCACCUUUGGGAGUUCGGUGACUCAGGCUCUAUUUUGAUCAUGGCGAACGACGAGGAACCCACCUCGAUCGUCAUGUACACGACGGACGAAGGCAAGACAUGGCGCGAGUACCAGUUCUCGGACCAUCCGAUGAGGGUCACGUCUAUUGUUACUGUUCCGUCCGACACUAGUCGGAGGUUCAUUCUAUUUGGCAGCUAUCCGAAGUCGACUGGGUCAGAGGCAAUCCAUAUUGAUUUCUCGUCUUUGACCUCCCGUAAAGGCAUCGUCAGUGUCGAGGACCCUGGAAAGGAUGACUUUGAACUCUGGAGUCCGAGCGAAGAACGUUCUGAGCAAUGUCUUUUCGGCAGACAGACUCUCUACCAUCGACGGGUCCGUGACAGAAACUGCGUUGUUGGCGUACAACCCAAGGCUGCCAAUCGUAUCGUCCAAAAUUGUGCUUGCACAAAAGCCGACUUCGAGUGCGAAUUCAACUAUGUCAAGGACGCAAAUGACGAAUGUGUACUCGUAGAAGGGACAACACCUCGGCCAGACGACGAUUCGUGCAAGAGCGGGGAAGAAUUCUGGUACGAACGUACUGCGUACCGUCUGAUCCCCUACUCGACCUGUGUCGAUGGCUUCCGCCCUGAUCGCGGUGCCGAGCACAGGUGUCCAGGGUUUAAGUCGAAAGGAACCUUGUUCUGGUUGUUCAUGCUCAUUCUGCCGUUCGGAUUUACGGCUAUGGUGGCGUAUUAUUAUUACAGGAAGAGCGGUAUGGCGAGAGGGACGAUCCGCCUUCCAGGUGACGCUCAGUCACCAUUCAACCGCGAUUCAGGCGCUUUGGCCACCCUCGCUUCCAUUCCGUGGUUCCUCAUUGGGCUGGCUGGUAUCGUUUACGAGUCGGUCGCUUCGUGGCUGGACAGCCAUCUCCUGGGGUCGAGGAGAGGGUACCGAAAUUUGCCGAUUGAUGAAGAUGCUCAGAUCCUACGAUUCGAGGACGAGGAUUG
This is a messenger RNA of Cyclocybe aegerita, 4353 nucleotides long. The record is from the annotation of a GenBank genome assembly. NCBI's taxonomy places the organism in Eukaryota, Fungi, Basidiomycota, Agaricomycetes, Agaricales, Hemipholiotaceae.